AUGCCUUCGUGGGCGUGCGGCGGGGCCAGAGUGCCCGCGCCCGCCCGCCCGCCCGCCCGCCGCGCGCCACCUGGCGGCAGCGGCGAGGAGGCGGCGGCGGGAGGCGGCGGCGGGAGUCGGCGGACUGCGUCACGGGCGGCUUCUCUCGCGAUAGCAGCCAAGCAGCUCGGCCUCGCUAAGAUGGCAGCGACUGCGAGCGAAACUAAGUUGAGUGAGGAAUUUGUAAAAACGGACAAGCCAAAAGUGGACAAGAGCUGCCACGAGCGCUCCAACGAUGGAAAAGAGGCGGCGGCCGCGGCGGCGGCGGCGGCAGAGAGAGAGGACGGGGCCGUUGAGCGCGAGGAGGAGGAGGAGGAGAGCGACAAGCUGUUCAUCCACGAGCCCAGAGGCCAGGGCGAGGGCGAGGGCAACUCGGUGGACGCCGUCGUCGAAAGCGUCGUGAAGGGGAUCGGGAUCGGCUCGUCGCCCCUGAAGAGGAAAAGGAGCAGCCGGGGGCCGCCUCCGCCCCUCUUUGACGACCCGUCACUCCCGGAGGGCUGGGUCAGGAGGCUGAAGCAGAGGAAGGCCGGGAGGUCCGCGGGGAAGUAUGACGUGUACAUAUUCAACCCCCAAGGGAAGCAAUUUCGCUCCCACGCCGAGCUGAGGAGUUACUUUGGCAAGACGGGAGAGGUGGUGCUCAAGCCGGAGGACUUUGACUUCACGGUGGCAGGGCGAGGAAGCUCGGACGGCCGUGGUAACCGGUCUCCACGACUCCCACGGCUUCCCAAAACGGCCUCCGGCACUUUGGGUUUCGGGAGGGGGAGAGGAAGGGGCAGGGGCCGGGGCCGAGGGCGGGGGCGUGGCAGGGGGACCACCCUGGCGGUGCUCCGCAGCAUCGGCAGAGGACGCGGGUCCCCCGGCAGACCCCGAAACGACCAGCAAGCCAGCCCCCUCGUUCAGAGCAUCGUGGUGAAGCUGCCCUUCGCUCUGGCGGGGGCGGCGGCGGCGGCAACGGGUGGGUCCGCCGUGAGCGUGCCGGUUAAACGAAAGCGCGGACGACCCAAGUUAAACAAAGACCCGCUGCUGAAAUCGGUCCCCCCGCCAAAGAAGGCGAGGCUAGAAACUGUUACGCCCGCAGUCGGCAAGCAACGUGAGGAUGGAAAGCCGCCGUCAUCUUCCACAGAGGUUUCUUCCAGAAAUGUGGCCGCCGCCGCCGCCGCCGCCGCCGCCGCCCCCGCUGCUCAGGAGCCCACGGUGGGCAGCUCUCCAGAGGCGCAGCCACAAGUGAGUCAGCCAGACCUGGGCGCGCCGCCCAAGGUCAACCUCAAGUUCUACAAGCAGAGGUCCAAGAAUAACGUGACGGAGAAGCCCAAGAAGAAGGAAGAGCCGAAGCAGCCAAAGGUACUGUCCAUUUCCAUCAAGGUGGACGAUGGCGCGCAGAAGCCCGCGGAGGAGGGCAAGCUGAAGGAGUGUGCGGCGACCGCCGCCAAGGAGCAGCCCACGGAGUCUGCGGUCGCCGUGCCAGACAGCAGCUCGUCGCCCUCGCAGCCGGACCAGGCCAAGGCUGCCGAGGCCAAGAACGCCCAGGAUGGAAACUGAGGGCAGUGUCGGCCGAGAAGGCCGGCUCGGUGCCCGCGGUGGACGCUCGUGUGUGUGACGGGGGGUGGGUGGGUGGGUGGGAGGAUCUUUUGGCAUUCUCGCUUUCUAUGAACCGUAGGGCUUGACCUGACACACGUUUUCCUAGCUUUCCCAGAAGUUAGGUUGCUAGUGAUCAGUCUUUUACUUAACGUUGUACAGUGUUUGACAGAACACUUCUUUUGUUAACACUUUGAAUGUAUUGCAUCGAAAGUAUUUUCAACUUUAUUUGCAAAGUCAUUUCUAUCGUUAGGAUAUGAUUGUUUUACGUAUGUUUUGGACCAUACAAUUAUCCUUAACAUCACGACCCAAAAACACAUAUCUGCACCGAAAGCUAUCCAUUCAUGACCCACAUGCAAUAGAUAUUUCCUGAGAUUUGUAUGUGUACCUUGUGGGCAUCUCUCUCCUGACCUGUAAUACACAUUUACGUGCCGGUGAUUUCGAAUUCUUCCAUUUGACUCAUGCACCAGUGAAGUUGUCAACCCGAGAUGUUUUUAGCGUCCACCUAUUUAACCAGUCUUUCUGAUUAACUGCUUGCAGAUAUAUCUACAAGUGUAUUCUGCAGUAAUGUUUAAAAACUACGUCCCGACAUUUUCUAUGUUUAGCUUUGUUUAUAAGAUUUCUGCACAGUACAAAGCUUUGCAAUAACGUAUACAGUAAUAGGUAACUAGUAUCUCAUUAAUUGUAUCUCAUUUAUCCCUAGUCUUUUAUUGGCCAGUGUAGAACGCUGUGCAUAUCGAGGCCUUUAUGCAGUAGUUAUUUAUUUGCAAAAAAAAAAGUUAACCAGAUAUUCUGGUGGGAAGAAAAUGAAGGAUUUAUAAAGCCGCGUUUUUGCUACAAAAAAUGUAAUCCAACAAGAGCGGUUUCCUGCUUUUUAUUUUGCGAUGUUUACGUAAACAGAGGAAAGCAUAAACUGACGGCCCCUCGCCUAUCCUACCAGUAGUAAAACCUAUUCUUAUACGUAACGCACUUACUGUAUACGUAAUGUAUAUUAAAUGUUUGCACUGUCCGGGGUUUCUAAAAAAAGAA
Molecule: messenger RNA, 2643 nt
Organism: Petromyzon marinus (sea lamprey)
Lineage: Eukaryota; Metazoa; Chordata; Hyperoartia; Petromyzontiformes; Petromyzontidae
Source: RefSeq, a predicted model, not a curated record